CAAUAGAAAUCAGCAGCUUGAAAAAAGUUUUUGAAACAAACGUUUUUGCAUCAUUGAAUAUCCGAUUGAACAGCAGAACUAAACCAUGAAACGAUUCAAUGAUCGUUAUUAUUCAACAAUCAUCUUCAUCAUCAUUAUUGUUUUGUUUCAUCAGAUGAUUGCAACCAAUCAAUCAUCAUCAUUCGAAAAUGAAUCGAAUAACCAAAAUGAUAUUAUUGAUCAAUCAAAUCAUUUUGAAUUAAAGGAACAGCAGCAAAUCGAUAAUUCAUCAUCAUCAUCAUCAUCGUCGAAUGAAUCGGGAAAAAUUUCAGAAAAUUCUACCACAACAUCAUCUUCGUCGAUAAAUGCCCGCUAUAAUUGUACACCGGUCGAUAGAAAUGAGACAGCCAAAUUAAUUGUCGUUAAUUCAUCUUCGAUACCAAGCUAUAUACAAUUGAAAAAUUAUUUUAUUGUCGAUCUGUUCUAUUUGAAUCAUUCAAAUAAUGAUGAUAAUGGUGGUGGUGGUGGGGGUGGUAAUCCAGAUGCAUCUUCGACUGAUAAUAAUGAAACAACAACAACAACAACGGAAUCGAUUGAGAUGAAUAAUACUACAGCAUCGACAAAUGAAACUUCGGGUCAAUGUUCAAUAAUGAUUUUCUAUUAUAAUUGGUGUCGAUUCAGUUCGGCUGCUGCACCAAAAUUCAAUGCAAUUGGUCGUCUUUAUCCACAAAUGUAUAUUAUGGCUAUCGAUGCUUAUUAUCAUUAUAGCAUCACAAUUCGUUUUGGUGUUUCCGGUGUACCAAGCAUUUAUUUUCUAUAUAAUGGUCGUGCUGUUGCUAAAUAUAAUCGUACCGAUAUAACAAUGGAUGGUCUUCAUGAAUUUAUUCAUUCAUUAACAUCAUUAGAGCCUAUUCAACCGAAUAUUACUGAUAAUAAUUAUGAAGAUAGUGAUAAUGAAGAUAAUAAUCAAAACGAAGAAAAUGAAAAUAAAACAUCAAAUACAAAACAAUAUUGGAAGAAUAUUACCGAAAAUGAUUUAAAUGGUCCAUUAGUAAUAUCAAUGGAAAAUCAACAAAAUUAUUUAUUAAUUUUUUGCUGGAAAUUUUGUCUAAUCGUAUUAUUUUAUCAUUUUUUUCGUUCAAAUUUAUUUACAAAAAUCAAAGAUCAUGUUCGUUCAAUGUGGAAUGAAUGGGCACAAACUGUUCAACAUCAUGAACAUACUGAUUAAUUAAAUACUGAAUGAAUCGAAUGAUUUGAUUGAUCUUUGAUCUGUUGAUUGAUUGAUUGAUUCGAGGGAAAAUCUCCAAACUUG
Molecule: messenger RNA, 1291 nt
Organism: Dermatophagoides pteronyssinus (European house dust mite)
Lineage: Eukaryota; Metazoa; Arthropoda; Arachnida; Sarcoptiformes; Pyroglyphidae
Gene: bug
Product: thioredoxin domain-containing protein bug
Biological process (GO): cilium assembly
Cellular component (GO): cilium
Source: RefSeq, a predicted model, not a curated record